Molecule: messenger RNA, 552 nt
Organism: Stegastes partitus (bicolor damselfish)
Lineage: Eukaryota; Metazoa; Chordata; Actinopteri; Pomacentridae
Product: NAD(P)H dehydrogenase [quinone] 1-like
Exons: 5
Coding region: 1-552 (183 amino acids)
Cellular component (GO): cytosol
Molecular function (GO): NAD(P)H dehydrogenase (quinone) activity
Source: RefSeq, a predicted model, not a curated record
AUGAAGGGAAGGCGCUUUCUUUGUUGUAUCAUUAUCCAGCAUCCAUUGUACUGGUUCACCCUUCCUGCCAUCAUGAAGGGCUGGAUUGAUCGGGUGCUCUCACCAGACUUUGCCUACACACAAGAGAAGUGCUACAGCCAGGGAAUGUUCAAGGACAAGAAAGCCAUGCUGUCCUUCACCACUGGGUCUCAACAGUCCAUGUUCAGUGCUAAUGGCAUUCAUGGAGACAUGAAUGUCACACUGUGGCCGCUGCAGAAUGGCAUCCUGCACUACUGUGGCUUCCAGGUUCUGGACCCUCAGAUCUUCUGGGCUCCCUCUUCUGCGACCUGUGAGGCCCGCAAGUCCAUGCUGGAUGAGUGGCGCACACGACUGGACAAGCUGUUUGAUGAAAAGCCAUUCUCCUUUCCUCCCAUGGACUUCUUUGAGAAGGAGACGGGCUUCCUGCUGAAGCCUGAUGUUGCUGAGAAACUUGCCAGAGAAGAGUCUGGACCGACUGUGGGGCUUCACCUGGGCAAGCCGCUGCCAUGCACCCAGAUGAAAAAUGGGGUCUGA